AUGGCCCGCCAAAUGAUAAAGAGUGCUUUUAACAACUACUGCAAGAAUAAAAGAAGUUUUCCAAUAUGGGGCAGUAUUUCCUCUCAGCAAAAGGAAGUACUUAUUAAAAAUCUCGAAGAAAUGACUGCCCAGAGACAUAUUGCCUUGAACAGAUUUCAAGAAUCUUGGGCAGCAUAUUAUAUUUUGUCUCAGAAGUGGAGGUCUGCUGUAAUGAUAUCAAGACGUAAAGAUUAUUUAGAGGUGCAAAUUUCUUCUGCUAACUGUACUGGAUUGAGACUUGAAAUAUUUGUUAGAGUUGACAUUGGUAACCAAAAUUGGAAAUUAAAAUCUACUCUGCUUCAGAAAAAGUUAAGUGCAUUUACACUUUUAAAUAUUUUAGAAGACAAAGAUAUUGAUAGAGACUUUGUCAAUAUCAUUGAAGGCCUCUGCAAUAAAUAUCAGAAAACUGUGCACUCAAAGCAAAUAAAAGUUAUCAGCUUUUUUAAGUCUUUUUAA
Phycomyces blakesleeanus NRRL 1555(-) is the source of this 495-nucleotide messenger RNA. RefSeq lists its product as hypothetical. The coding region runs from base 1 to 495 and encodes 164 amino acids. NCBI's taxonomy places the organism in Eukaryota, Fungi, Mucoromycota, Mucoromycetes, Mucorales, Phycomycetaceae. The record is from RefSeq and is a predicted model, not a curated record. The transcript has 4 exons.